UAAUAUUGCUUUAGCAUUCUAUCCUCAUCCUCCUCCAUAAAUAACCCCUUUUCGCAACCUAUCUCUCAUCAAACACUUCUCUUUUCUCCUCCAAAUUGUCUCCUCGCUCCCUCAUCUCAUCAAGAAGUCAAACACUAGCUAAAACUAAAACAAUGGCGGUAAAGAGAUCUUCUAAGGUAACACAAACAGCAAUGUUAAAGCAAAUCCUCAAGAGGUGCUCGAGCUUAGGUAAGAAACAAUGCUACGACGAGGAAGGCCUCCCUCUUGACGUACCAAAGGGACAUUUUCCUGUUUACGUAGGCGAAAAGCGUACGAGGUACAUCGUACCAAUCACCUUCUUGUCUCAUCCCGAAUUUCUGAUCCUUCUUCAACAAGCAGAGGAAGAGUUCGGUUUCCACCACGACAUGGGUGGACUCACCAUCCCUUGUGAAGAAGUCGUUUUUCUCUCUCUAACAUCCAUGAUCCGAUAAGACGCAGAGAGAAUUUUACAUUAUGAUCAAGACUAAGAUUCUUUUAUUUUUGCCUUUGGAUAAUAAUUUGUUAUCCAAAUGGUUUUUUUUUCCUGGACUAAUUCUAAACCUGUAAGAUCCACCUAAAAGAUCAUUCUCUACACGGAUCAUGUAAAUCUCCAUCGGGUUUUAAUUAGUUCAUUAAUUCCCCCUAAUGGGGUUAGUAUUCGAUGGAACAUGUAUGUUUUUUUUUCCAUUGAGCUGAUAAGUGGUGGUUUGCGCUAAUAGAUGAUUUCCGCAAGUUGUAUUGGCCAUUUUUUUUUAAGGUUUGAAUAUUGUGAUCGUUCGAGUUCCUUGAAACGAAGAAAUGUUCAAUC
This is a messenger RNA of Brassica napus (rape), 826 nucleotides long. Its product is annotated as auxin-responsive protein SAUR50-like. The record is from RefSeq and is a predicted model, not a curated record. The transcript has a single exon. Bases 153 to 470 code for a protein of 105 amino acids. Lineage: Eukaryota; Viridiplantae; Streptophyta; Magnoliopsida; Brassicales; Brassicaceae. Gene Ontology annotation, biological process: response to auxin.